Paramecium sonneborni is the source of this 572-nucleotide messenger RNA. NCBI's taxonomy places the organism in Eukaryota, Ciliophora, Oligohymenophorea, Peniculida, Parameciidae. The record is from the annotation of a GenBank genome assembly.
AUGUUAAAUAAAUUGAAAAAUGAAUUUGGAGAAGAAGAUUGCUAAAGAAGUAUUUAUAUAUUCAACAAUGUAGUUGGUUUGAGUAAUGGAAGUAAUAUGUUAAUUAUGAGAUUGUUAUAUAUAAUAAAAAUAUUGCAAAUAUCUCUUAAAAGAUGCCUCAAAAUUUCAAUAAUGAUCUAAUUAAUUUAUUUAUCAAACAAAUAGUAUUUCAAGUAUGUACCUAUGAGUAAGAACUCUUGGAAUUAAUUAUUUAAACAAAUCUUAUUGAGGGAAUACAUUAUAUUGUAAUUACAAAAGAACUUUUAUCCUAUUUUAUAUUAUUUCAUGGAGGCGUAAAUAUUAUAAGAAAUUUUAGAGGUAAAAGCAAAGAUAAAAAGGUUGCUGUUAAUUUAUUAAAGUAUAAAAUAUCUUAUUAUUAUUAUAAUAGUUUAAUGUUAUCAUCAUUAAAUCAAUUAGAAUUAAUAGAAUUAUUAGAGGCUAACUCACUUAAUUUAAUAAAUUCUCUUUGCAAGUUGAUGAAAAUGCUAAUCUUAGAUACCCUAAUAAUAUUGACCAUCAAAAGAACAUUUUGA